GACGAUGCAGGCGCCAUGAGCGCUGCAAAGGCGGCGAGUCCGCGCGUGGAGGCGGCGCCCUCGCUCGCCCCCGCGGGCCCCGCUCCUAAGGCUCGGACGCAGAAGGCCCGGAGUGACGCUGCAGAUGGCGACGGCGACGGCGGCGCCGGGAGCGCCCCACCGCCAAUGAAGGUGCCGGAAAAGCCGUCCGGGCGCCAGACGGCGCCGCCCAAAACCAUGGCAGACUUCUCGCGGGAGCUGGGGGAAGCCAUGUCGAAGCUGGACGACCAGCGAGGCUUCUCGUUCCAGGAGGCCACGCCGCUCCUGCGCGAGGAGGAGGAGCCGUCCUCCUUACCGUACACCAGGCUGCAGGAAGCGGAUGGCGACUACAAUGGCACCCACGAGAUCGAGCUGUGCGAGGUGGUGCCUGAGGGCCACGACAAGGCCGACCCCAGCCAGUUCGAACUCCUCAAGGUGCUCGGCCAGGGGUCCUUCGGGAAGGUGUUUCUGGUGCGUAAGAUAACUGGUCAGGAUGCUGGUACACUGUAUGCCAUGAAGGUGCUAAAGAAGGCAACACUGAAGGUGCGGGACAGAGUACGAACCAAGAUGGAACGUGAUAUUUUAGCUGAUGUUAACCACCCCUUUGUGGUUAAGUUGCACUAUGCCUUCCAGACUGAAGGAAAGCUUUACCUUAUCUUAGAUUUCUUAAGAGGAGGAGAUCUGUUCACUAGACUAUCAAAAGAGAUUAUGUUCACAGAAGAGGAUGUUAAAUUCUAUUUAGCUGAAUUAGCAUUAGCACUAGAUCAUCUACAUUCACUUGGCAUUAUAUACAGAGAUUUAAAACCUGAAAACAUUCUACUAGACGCAGAUGGUCACAUAUCCCUCACAGACUUCGGCCUGUGCAAGGAGGCGCUGGACGACAAAAAAGCAUAUAGUUUCUGUGGCACUGUUGAGUACAUGGCACCUGAGGUGGUCAACCGCAGGGGGCACAACACUGCAGCAGAUUGGUGGUCCUUUGGUGUUCUUUUGUUUGAGAUGUUAACAGGUGCACUACCAUUCCAAGGAGCUAACAGGAAAGAGACCAUGACCCUAAUUUUGAAAGCAAAACUAGGAAUGCCACCGUACCUGAGUCCAGAGGCCCAGUCUCUCCUCCGAGCGCUCUUCAAGAGAAAUCCGGCAAACAGAUUAGGUGCAGGUCCGGAGGGAGUGGAGGAACUGAAGCGUCAUCCCUUCUUUGCGUCCAUUGACUGGGUCAAAUUAUAUAAUAAGGAUUGCGAACCGCCUUUCAAACCUGCAGUUUCAAAAGCAGAUGAUACAUUCUACUUUGAUCAAGAAUUCACCACAAGGACACCAAGAGACUCGCCAGGAGUGCCACCUAGUGCCAAUGCUCACCAGUUGUUCAAAGGAUUCAGUUUUGUGGCACCGUUCUUAUUAGAAGACCAGUUAGAUGGUAUAGAAAUGAUACAGUCACAUGCUAUAGAAAAAUCAUCACCUCUAAGCAAGAGAUUAUCUGGAGUUAAACCCAAUAGCAUUCAUGACGAGUACCUUCUGUGCGAGGAAAUCGGCCGGGGAAGCUACAGCGUGUGCCGGCGCUGCAUGCACCGCUCCACCAGGAUAGAGUACGCCGUCAAAGUCAUUCCCAAGAAGACCAGAGAUUGCCAGGAGGAGAUCGAGAUACUCUACAGAUACGGGCAUCAUCCCAACAUUAUAUCUUUAAGAGAUGUAUAUGAAGAUGACUCGCAUGUGUACCUGGUAAUGGAGAUGAUGACUGGGGGGGAGCUCUUAGACAAAAUCCUUCGCCAGAAGUUCUUCUCAGAAAGGGAAGCCUCAGCCGUGUUGCUGACUCUAACCCGCGCCGUCCAGUACCUGCACCAGAAUGGGGUUGUGCACAGGGACCUAAAACCCUCAAAUAUAAUGUAUGCAGACAUCUCAGGAAGUCCAGAAUCCUUAAGGAUAUGUGACUUUGGAUUUGCAAAGCAGCUCCGUGCAGAGAAUGGCCUGCUCAUGACCCCCUGUUAUACUGCAAACUUUGUGGCUCCAGAGGUAUUAAAAAAGCAAGGAUAUGAUGCAGCCUGCGAUAUAUGGAGUUUGGGAGUCCUUCUCUACACAAUGUUGGCAGGGAUUUGGUGACGCAGAUGCUGCACGUGGACCCCGGCCAGCGGCUCAACGCGGGCCAGGUGGUGUCGCACCCGUGGCUCCUCCACCGCGAGGCGCUGCCCAACCUCAGGCUCCUGCUGCAGGACGCGUCGCUGGUCAAGGGCGCCAUCUCCGCCACCUACAGAGCCAUCAACCACGCCCCGCGCGCGCCCAACCUGGGCCCCGUGGCGGCGUCCGCGCUGGCUCGCCGCCGCGGCAAGUCGAGGCCGAAGUCGUCGACGGAGGUCUGACAUUCGGCCGCCCGCCCCGACCCGCCGCGCCCGGACGUGAUGGACACGUCCCCCCUCCCGGAGGGCCUCCUGGAGGGCCUUCCGCAGGGCUCCGCAGCCCUCGCCCACGCCCCUCGCCUCUCCUCAGCGCCAGAUCCUCAGCAGCAGCAGCACUUGGAGCAGCGUCAGCAACAGCAUCAAACGCCGCAGCCAUCCUUGACGGCCUCCUGGGACCCCGCGGCGCACGGCGGUCCCCAGGGCUCGCCCGCCCGCGCUCCCGCCCGCUUGGGCUCGGGGAGCGAGAGGGGCGGGCGCGUGUCCCCCCCUCCCGCUGCUAGUCCUCCGACCCCGCGCCCUGCCGUCACCAGCGCCCCUCCCGCCGCCUCCCCCGGCGUCGAUUCCCCCGCCCCCCCCUCGAAGCAGCAGCCCGGGCAGGCCGCCACCAAGCACCGCCGCCGCUCGCACCGUCGGCAGCGUCGCCGUCGCCGCGCCGUCUCCAGCGCCUCGUGAGCAGGUGGGCGGCCGGCGUGAGGAGGAGCAGCAGGAGGAGGAGGAGGACAGGCGCGCCCCGUCCGCCAGCCUCUGCGGUAGCCCUUCCGCCAGGCGUCGCCGUGGGCUGGAGGGCGGGGCGGAGCGCGCGCGCGAGCGAGCAAGAUACAGUACCCAGGAUGGCCAUGACAUUCAGUAGCUCAUUAACAGUCCACAGUCCGCAAUCAGCCGUAAACUAACUAGUCGUGUAGAAUGUAAUUUUUUCAUUUUUCUUUGUUUCCACGUGGGUGACGACGAGCCACGAAGCGGCGGCAAGAGGCGGCCCUCGUCGCCGCGGAAGAGCGGAGCCCAGAAACACGGACGUACGCUGACAUCUUUCAUAUAUUUUUUUUGUCACUAACGAGAAGUGUCUCCACCUGCGGGACUGUUUCGCGUUCGCUGGAAAUCUUACAUAAAUGAAUACGAUACAUGGGCAUAAUGUGGGUACUUUUUUGUAUGGUGACUCCGUAGUAAUUCGUAUUGUGCAUUGUAUGUGGUUUAUACUGAAUCUUACGGCACCUUGAUCCCUUCGGCUUCAAUCAAAGAGGUGCAGGAAGAAGAAGGAGAAGAAAAGAAAGAUAAAAGGAGGAGGAGGAGGAGGAGGAAAAGAUGGAGAGAAGUUACCGGAGGCGAACCAGGUCAAGGUGAUAACAUAUUUUCCCCCGAAUCUUCUAUCAGUGUUGUAAAAAAAUUGAAAGUAUUCUCUUUUAGUCUCGUCCAGUCAUUGUUAUCGUGUGUUGUUAUAUCAGGAACAGAAGAGGGGAGAGAGAGGGAGAGGGAGAGAGAGAGCGAAACGCGAGGAUAAGGAAGGAGACGGAAUAGGAAGGAAGGGGAAGAGGAGGAAGAUAAAAAAAUAUGAGAGAGAGAGAGAGAGAGAGAGAGAGAGAGAGAGAGAGAGAGAGAGAGAGAGAGAGAGAGAGAGAGAGAGAGAGAGAGAGAGAGAGAGAGAGAGAGAGAGAUGAGGAGGCAGGAAGAGGGAGUAAGAAGAGACGGGUAAACGAGGUGCAUAAAGCAUAAUUCAAUCAUUCCUAUAUCUUGUCGGGAGGUCUGUGUUUUCUCUGUGUCACCGGAAUGGCAUUUCAGUGUUUUAGAAACAGAAGACGGAAAAUGAUCCCUUAAAAAAACAAAAAUGGAAAAUAAUUCAUGAAAAUAGAAGAAAACGAUUAUGAUCCAUUAAAAAAAGUAAAGAAAACGGGAAAUGAUUCCUACAACAAAGAAAACGGGAAUUGAUAAUCGUGGAUGCUGUGCUCCUUUAUCAAUGUGGAUGUUCGAUGGGCAGAAGGGAGGCGGUGAUAGGCUUGUCCCUUCGCUCUCAGGUGUAGGUGUCACUCAUCUCCAUUCUUGAGCUUCUGCCGUAGAGCUUUUGCAGUGUUCCCAAUAUUUUCAGCGUUAGGAAGCCCUUUCAUUUCCUCGCCAGCUCCUCCGGUCAUCUCGCACUGCCCGUGGAGAUGGCGGAAAGACACACCCACGGGCUUUCUUGUUUUUAUAAAGAGUCUGCUGCGUUUGGGGGAAAAGACGAUGACGAUGGCAAUGGCAUUUCCCCCCCUUUCCAUCUCUCCCUCUUUUUUUUUCCCUUCCCCAUCACUCCCUCUCUUUUCCCCCCUUCUCCAUCUCUUCCUGUACCCUCUCAUCUAGCAUUCCACAGGUGUGUUGCGGGCAUGCCACGUGUGCUCGCCAGGUGCUCUGUAUGCCUGCCACGUGCAUCCUCAUGCCCAUGCCGAUCGUAUGUCCGUAUGCCCGAAUUCCUCUGUCUUCCUCCCCACUCCCCAGUCACCCUCCCCGAGUCACUCAUGCCACGCCGCCCUUCUCCCAAGUCCACAGGAUUCGUGUCGUAAAUUCGGGAGUCUCGGCGCUCGCCCAGGUAUCCUCCGGGGCUGCUGAUCGUGGCCGGACCCAGGCGAUUAGUUCCCAGAGCUCGUAAAGCGUCUGCAGCGCUGGUCUUCCGCUCCCCUUCAGAAUCCCCUGUCCUCUCGCCCUUCCUUCCCCUCUGGCCUCGCUUUCCUUGCCUCCCUCUUUAACUUCCUUACACCUUCCUCGCCCUCCCGUGCCUCCUUACAGCACAUUCCUCCCCAACCCGUUGCUCCCUCCUCCGUAUCCUCAUCCGCCAUCCCUCCAGACUCUCCUUUUCCCCAUCUCAUCCAUCCUUUCCUCUCCUUCCUUUUCCCAUCGAUUUCCUUCUCCUUUUACGUUCCUCUUUCCCCCUCUCCCUCAUUUUUACUUCAUAUUUUUCCCCUCUUCCUUCCUCUCUUCUCCCUCCCUUUCCCCUAUCGCUCAUUCUCCCCUCUCCCCCCCCUCCUCCUCCCCCACCCCAUCGCCAGCGUAACUCAAGCGAGCAGACGGAGCGACGUUGCAGAUCAAAUUUUGCCCGAGUACAUAAAUUAUGUCUUCUGCUGUAGGCGGCGACGACGGGGAAGCAGAAGGCGCAAAAGUUGUUAUUCCAGCGCCAUUCACUUGUUUGUUCCAGCCUUUACUUGUUCCCUUUUUUAUUUUGUAAUAUCAGUUUUGUUGUUGUAAAUAUAUAGAGAGAAAACGAUGAGAAAAGGAUGUGUAUUAACCAGAUGGUCUUAGUAAAUACUUUUUACUUGCCAUUGACAAUUUUUUUCUUCUUCUCCAAAACGUGAUAAAUGAAUAGUGUUCACCAAAAAAAAAUAUCCUUAGGGGGAAAAUGAUAAAAGUAUUUUUUUGAUGGCAAGUUGUAAAUUUUUUAUAGGAUGCUAUGACGUAAAUCUAUGAUCCGGUGCAAUGCCCACACAGCUGGAACUAGCUGAGCCGGGGAUUGAGGGGGGGGGGGAGGUGGUGUGGGGCAGAAGGGGGCGGGGCAAGGUAGGGGUGGGAAAGAAAUAAGGCAGGAAGGAAGGAUUUUUAGGGUUAGUGUUUAGGGAAACAAGUUACUCAUGAGUUACCUAAUAUCCUUACGUAAAGGAAUCAGUAACUUUUUUUUUCCUUUCUCUUUUUUUUAUUUUGGUUCACGUAGUCAUGUACAUAUAUACAUAUAUAUCGCUGUUAAACUACACUUCUCAUCCUAGCGCGUGUUGGACAGAUAGAAGCAAACAAAGAAAACGGAUCCAAGUUCUCCCUGCCUCCUGUUCCACGUACAAGGUGCUUUCGAACAGGAGAAUCAGAAGAACUUUAACAAUAAAAGACAAAAAAAAAAGAAGAAAAAAAAGAAUUGUGAAAAGGCGCCCACACGACUGCCAUGAGACAGCAAUUUGUCAUCGAGCAAGAGAAGAAUUUUUGCAAGAAAGAAAACGGGAAGAGAAAAUCCUGUCGGGGUUUUUGUUUACGUCAUCUCCUUGCCCCGCCCCCCUCGGUAGGCUUCAUGGUGGUGCCAGCUGUGAAUAUUUUGGAAAUUUAUUUUUACUGUUGCUAUUUAAAUGUAAUGUUUAAGUUCCGAAUAAUAAAGAUACUUCUUACAAGCAGUUAA
Molecule: messenger RNA, 6297 nt
Organism: Penaeus monodon (black tiger shrimp)
Lineage: Eukaryota; Metazoa; Arthropoda; Malacostraca; Decapoda; Penaeidae
Gene: S6kII
Product: ribosomal protein S6 kinase alpha-2-like
Biological process (GO): intracellular signal transduction; protein phosphorylation
Molecular function (GO): ATP binding; ribosomal protein S6 kinase activity; magnesium ion binding
Source: RefSeq, a predicted model, not a curated record